Diachasmimorpha longicaudata is the source of this 2312-nucleotide messenger RNA. RefSeq names its product zinc finger protein 431-like. Bases 3 to 2153 code for a protein of 716 amino acids. The transcript has 2 exons. Gene Ontology annotation, biological process: regulation of DNA-templated transcription. Gene Ontology annotation, cellular component: nucleus. Lineage: Eukaryota; Metazoa; Arthropoda; Insecta; Hymenoptera; Braconidae. The record is from RefSeq and is a predicted model, not a curated record. Gene Ontology annotation, molecular function: RNA polymerase II cis-regulatory region sequence-specific DNA binding; DNA-binding transcription factor activity, RNA polymerase II-specific; zinc ion binding.
AAAUGUCUGUUGUCGAUGAGUUCGAUUACCUGUGCCGUUUGUGUGCAACCAAAACUGAAAUAUUGGUUGGAUUACCGAUAUUCGAGCAUGGAGAGAACCUCAGGAAUAUUGAUAAGAAGAUAACAGAGUGUCUGCCGAUACAAGUAUCGGUGACCGAUGAUUUGCCAAAAGUAGUCUGCGAGGAGUGUGCCUAUAAGUUGGACGACAUAAUAGAUUUUCGGGAAAAAUGUCGACAAACGGAGAGCCUCUUCAACGAAAUGCUAAAAGGCAUAAAAAACGACUCCGAGAUCAACACCAACCUAGCAAAUUGUCCAUCAGUAAUGCCUACAAUUUCCCAAACACCUCACAGUCCCGUGAGCACCACCCCAGGUAGUCUACAUACUAUGCAGGUGAUGGACGAAAUGGAUCUGGCUGGAGAUGAACAGGUGGUUAGUCAGGAGGAAAUACAGGCGCAAGAGGAGCUUGAAAUAACCGAGUUAGAUCCCCUCGAUGUGGAGACAGUUAGAAUUGUUGGAGAUCACAUCAGCCAGGAGGCAGUUGGAAUGGUUGGAGAUCAAAUUUCCAUGCACUUGGAGGGAGAAAUGACGGUCGUUGGACACUUGGGGAUCAAUUACGUUACAGCAAUUGGUACAGAUACUCCAAAUGAGGAGCAAAUCGUCCACUAUUGCAACAAUGUCAAGUUCCAGGAUGAACGAUUGAUGAAGGAGGACUACUUGGCCGACAGGUUGACAGUGGUAGCAGCCAACGUUACAAAUGACAAUUUCCCCCAGGACGAGGGUCAGGAGCUGACAAAUGGAAGUAUGACACCUGUCAUCAGCAAUAACAGUGGAGAGGCUGGUGGAAGCAACGGAGAUCAGUUGAAGAAUGGUAUUAUUAGAGAGUAUACUAAACAGAAAAAGCACAAUUUGCUGAGGAGUACUCUCAACAAUCCCACGAUCGACGAUACGGGAACAAGUUGGUACGUAUGCCCCUUCUGCAACGAAGCUGCCACAGAGCCCAACGAUCUUGCUGAACAUUUUAAGCAGCACUUUUACACCUGCAACUGUGGAGUCAUGUUCAUUAACGUCGACGACCUCAAUGACCACAAGAAGGACUGUAAGAAGAGAUCGAAGAAGGAGUCGAGUGAGAAAAUGGAGGUCAAGGAGCCAGAGGAGAAAACCACAGAAGUGUCGACAGCCAAUGAGGAAAGUGGCAAGAAGAGUCAGACUGUCAGGCCCAAGUGGACGCCCAAGGUGUGUGCCCAGUGCGGCAAGCAAUACAGAACGAAUUACAAACUCCAGGAGCACAUGAGAAAACACACUGGGGAGAAACCUUUUCAAUGUCUUCUCUGUGAUAAAGCAUUCAGAAGUAAAAUUGGUCUUGCUCAGCACACAGCCACUCACACUGGCCAGUUCGAUUACAGUUGCUCUACGUGUGGCAAGGGCUUUCAGUGCAAGAGCUAUCUUAUUGUUCAUCAGAGGGUGCACUCUGAUCUGAAGCCCUACCCCUGCACCACUUGUGGACAAAAUUUCAAAACAAAACAAUCGUUGUUGGAUCACCAGAAUCGACAUUUGGGAGUUAAGCCUUAUGUUUGUGAAAUUUGUGGGAGGGGAUUUAUCACCAAGGGACUCUGCAAGAGCCAUCAGAAAACCCAUUCGGGGACUGACAAUCGUCAGUAUCCCUGCGAGGUCUGCAAUAAAAUGUUUGUUAGUAAGAGUUAUCUCAAUACUCAUUUGAGAAUUCACACGGGGGAAAAGCCAUAUUUGUGCGAAGUAUGUGGUAAGGGCUUUCUCACACGUGUUGAUCUCAAAAUUCACUCGACAAUGCACACAGGCGAGAAGAGCUUCAAGUGUGAAGUUUGCAACAAAGUUUUUGCCAGGAGGGCUGCACUCAGGUGUCACAGACGAUCACACACUGGGGAGAGACCCUACAGGUGUGAUGUUUGUGGCAAAACUUUUACACAGUUCAGCCCAAUGGCUAUCCACAAGAGACUUCACACGGGGGAACGUCCUUACGAGUGUGAUGGCUGUGGAAAGGCGUUUGUCUCUAGGUCGACCAUGAUGACUCACAAGAAGAAACAUCAUUUGACAGCCCCAGGGGUUGAUAAGAAUGUCAGUGAAAGUAUCAAUAUCGUUGUGAGAGAAACACAUGAGGGCAUUGCCAUUGGCAAUUGACUACGCGACGUGAUAUUGGGGUGCAUUUAAACAUUUUGAGGUUACUCUGCUUACUGGAACAGGCUCGUAAUCAGCAUACUAAUUUUCCUUUUCUAUGGAAUUAUUAUGUCAUAAUGUUAAACAUUUGUAAGAUUUUGAUUCAUAAAUUAUUUGAAAAUU